AUGCGGUGGCCCUUCCGAGACAGGAAACAUGGUGCAGCAGCGUCAUCACCCCAGUCGAGUGUACCGCUGGGGCCAGAGGCCAAAGCACAGCUGCCAGCACCGGCUGUUGCGUCGCCGAGUCGCAGCGACUCGGAACGUCGAGCAUCGCGCCCCAGUUCGGUGGCAGCGCUACAGGCACUCGAUCGACUGACCGUCAUCGAACACAGGACAGGCGCUGAGCGUUCGAGUCCCUCGGCGUUGCAGACAGCGCAGACUGGCCGAAUAUCUGGCCAAAUGGCGAGUAGCGAGCCGAUGUCGUCUGGCUUUCCCAGAGCAGCCGAGCGCAGAGCCGGCGACGUGCACCGGUCCACGUCGGCGCGCAGCGCCCACGGGAACAGUGCUGGUACACUGGGCAGCGUCAGCUAUCCCAGCAGCGAUACGAUGACGCGACCUGAGCCGCUGUCUCGAUACUCGCCCGGCACAAGCGAAACCGACGACGAGAGCACUUCGAGCGACUCUACAGUGCCGGACGCUGUCGAUCAGCAGCGGACUGCGCACCAGGCUUUGGCGCUGGGGACAGCGUGGCCGAGGCCCUGCGACCCGGGAGCCGCCGAGGAGCCCAUACCCGAGCCUGCCCUCUCGGCAGCAGCGAGUCACGAGCAGUCGCCCCCGAUGCCCAUUGCGGGAACAUCGAGCGCGUUUGCUGCAGUGUGGAGCCAGCGCCGCGGCCCGCGCCCCGACGCCCCAAGCGACGCGUGGCGCUGGCGCUCUGCCGCCUGGGCGACGGACACAGGCACCCCGGUAGGCUCGCCACCGCCGUCAUCCGCUGGCGCCACUGGUGCUGGUACUCCUUCGCUACCAAGCGUCGCUUCGCUGGCAGAUGCUGCAAGCGAGCGUCAGCCCGGUGCCGCACCGAACGGCACAGCGUCCUCGGGUGGCAGCGGUAUGGGCGCAUUCGGCACCAGCUUCCAUGCUCCUGCCUCAUUGUACGGAGUUGCGGGUGCACGCGCCGCGGCACCACCGAGCUUCCGCGAGAGACGCUCAAGGUCGCGCUCUCGUCGAUCCCAGUCGUCCUCGGACGCGGGUCACAGUCGAUCGCCCCGCGGACGUUCCCAGGUACGCAGUCAGGACGAUUUCCUGUAUCAGCUGCAGGCAUGCAGCCAACCGUUAUACAGUAGUCGCAGCUGGGACGCUCGCCAUGCAGCUCAGGUGCGACAACGAGUCGAGGCACUCAACGACCUGGUCGACUGGGCCGAGACCCAGCCAGACGCGUUUGCCCCCGACGCCGCAGUGUACAGCGCGCUACUGAUUCUCGUCCAUGAGCACUUGGCAGCCAGGGAGCCACCGCCCAUGUCCGAAGACGAGCGUCUUGCGCUCGCCGACGACGAGGUCUUCGUUCCAUGGAGCUUGCCUGGCGGGCAACCGGUGCCUACCAGCGUAUCGAGCCGGAGCCCGGCUCCAGCGGCAGGCGACACUGACCCAACGGCAGGCGAUACCUGGUGGCCCCAGGUCGAGUGUGCGUAUGCGCUGGUGCUCGAGUUCCUGGACCCCGAACGCCACGAUACCGACGUACGUCAGCAACGACUGGCUGGUCUGGUGGCCGUCUCGCCGACCACACGCGUGGAUCUCUGGGAACGACUCAUUCCGCACAUCCUGCGACUGUUCCAGGCACCCGCUUACGAACGCGAAUACGUCAAGAUCUGUUUGUACCGUAUCUAUGCGCGUUUUCGGGACCUGCGAACGCUGAUCCGCAGUCGCAUCAGUUGCGAUCUUUGCUUGCCCUAUCGCUACGAUGGCGUUGCGUAUGCACAGCUGGUGCGUGGACUUGCCGAUCUGCUGAGUAUUCUGGUGCUCAUUAUCCAGGGGUUGGCUGUACCGCUCAAGCGAGAGCAUGCGGAGUUUUAUUGUCAGGCGUUGCUUCCGCUUCACGCACCAGAUGGAUACGUGGUGUACGCGACGGAGCUCAUAGAGUGUGCGCUUCAGUUUGCUGCCAAGGACAGCACGCUGGCAACCGCUACGGUGAUGUACCUGCUUCGACACUGGCCAGUGAGUCAUACGCGCAAAGAGAUGCUCUUUCUCGAUGAAAUGGCGUCGUUGUUGGAGCAGCAAUGGCGGGCAGCACCAGCGCGUGGACUAGAGCAGCAGCAGCAGCAGCAGCAGCAGCAGCAGGAGGCACCCGAUUCCCGCGAUGCAUCGCUGGUGCCUCUGGUGUUUCGCCGACUGGCGCGUUGUAUGACUUCUGCGCACCGGGACGUCGCCGAGGAGGCGCUUUUGCUGCUCCUGGAGAAUGACUCGGGGCGCGAGUAUGGCUCAGCGGGCGACCCCUGGGACGCAGUUGGCCAUGCGACCCCCAAUCGCAUUCUUCAUGACAAUGACGACGAUGAUGAUCAGCAGCAGCAGCAGCAGCAGCAGCAGCAGCAGCAGCAUGGACGCGCUUUGCUGCACCAUACCGCUGACGAGUCCAGACCCGCUGGACACCAUGGAGUCCACCAGCAGACCUAUGGACGCAAGCAGCAUCCCGCGUUGGAAACACCGCGUUCAUGGUUUCGCCAAAUGCUGUUGCUGUAUCGAAGUGAUACGUUUCCGGUACUCGCCGAGGCUAUUUACGUGAACGCGCGUCACUGGGACUCGCGCAUCCAACAGCUGACACGACAGUUGCAGACCCUGCUCAUGAACCUGGAUGCCGAUACCUACGAAACGUGCCUGCGUCAGCGUCGAUCCAGAAUGAGUCGACGCGGUGAACGAAGCUCGAGCGUUCGUCGGACACAUGCCGCCAUCGCUCUCAGCGGAUGA
This is a messenger RNA of Cyanidioschyzon merolae strain 10D, 2772 nucleotides long. Its product is annotated as similar to protein phosphatase 2A regulatory subunit B'. Gene Ontology annotation, molecular function: protein phosphatase regulator activity. Gene Ontology annotation, cellular component: protein phosphatase type 2A complex. The coding region runs from base 1 to 2772 and encodes 923 amino acids. Lineage: Eukaryota; Rhodophyta; Bangiophyceae; Cyanidiales; Cyanidiaceae. The record is from RefSeq and is a predicted model, not a curated record. Gene Ontology annotation, biological process: signal transduction. The transcript has a single exon.